Cetraspora pellucida is the source of this 1203-nucleotide messenger RNA. The record is from the annotation of a GenBank genome assembly. NCBI's taxonomy places the organism in Eukaryota, Fungi, Glomeromycota, Glomeromycetes, Diversisporales, Gigasporaceae.
AUGUCUGAUAUGCUGGACGAUGACAUUACUAUGAGCGAGUACAUGGAGGAGUUGGAUGUCGAAUGGCCCUGUUCAGAAAAUGGCCCUUCCGAACGAAGGCCUUCCUGGUUUUGGCUCCGUGAAGUGACUUCACAAGACGCAGAAAAUGGGAUGGAUGUGCAAGGAAUUACAUGGGAUUCCUUCAACGUUACUCGUCAGCGAUAUCGUGAAUUACGACUUAUAGACUAUAAAAACUAUGAGAAUGUUCAAAGAUCGCAUGACGAAAUCAAAAAGGAAAUUAAACCUGUUCGGACAGAUUCUCAAUUUUACAAGUUCAAAUACACCACGCUUUCACAUAAAUGUUCUAUUGUACAUUUUCAGUUGCGAAAUUUAUUGUGGGCAACCGGAAGAAAUGACGUGUUUUAUACAUAUUCUUCACGUAUUGGAUACUGGAAUUCAAUAAUGAAAAAAUCUAAAGUAGCAUUGGAUCUGAAUUAUAACAGUCGUAACGCAGAUAAUCCUUUCGAAAUUAGCACAAUCGCUUGCAAGGAUAAUUAUUUACUUGUUGGUGGAUUAUAUGGUGAAUAUGCGUGUCGAAGGCUUGAUGCAGAUCCUAUCCAUUUUGGCACAAUAACCACAGAUAACAAUGGGAUAACAAAUCAUAUGGAUAUCAUUGAAUCACGAACAGGAGGCAUUGUUUCAGUGAUAUCAAGCAAUGAUAAAAAAUCUCGAAUUAUGGAUCUUGCAACAUUGAAAUUUAUUGACACUUAUGACUUUCAAUGGCCAGUCAAUUGUACAGCAGUGAGUCCAGACAAAAAUUUAUUGUGUGUUGUUGGCGAUGAUACUGACACUGUUGUUGCAAGUGCUGACUCAGGAAAACAUAUUGCGACUCUUAAAGGUCACAUUGACUAUUCUUUUGCAUGCUGUUGGAGCCCAGAUGGACGGAUUAUCGCAACAGGAAAUCAAGGUGCCGUGAGGUCACUUCAUUUUUCUGAAGAUGGACGUUAUUUAGCCAUGGCAGAACCGGCUGACUUCGUGCAUAUAUUCGAUGCACACACAUUUGAUCGAUCUCAAGUAAUUGAUUUGUUCGGAGAAAUUGCGGGUGUUACUUUUACUCCAGAUACUGACGGAUUAUACAUAGCGAAUGCCGAUGAAAACUAUGGAUGUAUCCUGGAAUAUGAAAGGAUUCAUUCAAUAAACCACUUAGGAAAUAUUUUCCUAUAA